UCUGAUGUCCCUGGUGUCUUACUGCCUUCUAUAUACUUGUUUCUUAGGAUGAGUGUGGAUGCUCUGUUUGCACAGUACUGUGCCUGGGUGCAUGCAGCCUGUGAUUCACGUCUCCCUGGACCAUGCUGUGAUAUUAAGCUGACAAACCUAUUAAAGGAUCGUCUGUUGGAGGAACCAGAGUUGCAUGGUGCUCUUCACAACGAUGCCUUCUCCCUCAUUGCCAGCGGUCUCCGGAUUUGCCAGGAUCUGAAAUUAGGUUUACAACAUCUCACUGAUGCAUUUCAAGUUCUUGAGCAAGCAGCCCUAAACCUUUACUGCGCUCCUUGGAGGAAAGAGUUUCAGACAAUCAAGACCUAUUCCGGACUUUAUGUGCAUGCGUUAGAGUCAGCCCUUCCACAGGAUGCCAUUUUCCGAGCACUGCAGAGGUUAGGAUAUGAGCUGCAGGCAGACUUGUGCAGUUUGUGCGUGGUAACCCCUCCACCUGCAAAGGUCUUAUCCUUUGCUGCACUUGGCUUUUUUGCUGCUCAGCUUGAGUGUCGUCUCUUGUCUAACAUCCUCUCAUGUGCGUUCCCUGGGGUGAUAACAGGCCCUGAUUUGCUAAGAGAGAGGAGAAGCUGUCGUGGGGAGACUGCGUGCAUGGAGAGACUUCAUAGAUUAACCCUGGAAGGGAGUACACCAGGUAUUGCAGAGACUUACGAGCGGAAUGUAGAGUCAGAUGGAGGCUCACUUUUACAUCAGCCCUCAUUCUCUAACAAAUGCCAUGAAUACUUGGACCAGCACAUGAGUGGUCUUUGCAAAGAAAUCCAUUCAGUUCCUCUUCUACCGCAUAAAAAGAAUGCUUCAGAGCCUAUGGAAGCCAAGAGUCACACAGAACGGCACAAGGCAGGUUUUAGCUUGCAUGACUGUGUUUUUUCAGAUACGUCCUUAGAGCAACACUGUAUAGAGUGCGGCUUGUUCCAUAGUAAACAAUGUCCAGUGUCCGAAAUGUGUAGCGGCUCAGGACACAACAUUUUAAGACUCUGUUUUUCUGAGAAGCAGAAGGUACUUAGCGAGGUAGAAAGAAACAGGUAUCAAUCUCACUCGUGUCUGCGACCAGAAAACUUACCUCAUUACCGCUGUGACUCCUGCAGGCAGCUGCACUACAUAAAUUGUCCUGGGGUAAAACAAUGCCGUGACCAGGAUCACAAAGUCACCAUGAUCAUGCUUGAAAGGGACCAGCGCCAAUGGCUGCAACAGAGUAAGAGGGACCCGGCAGCACUUAAGUUGGUUCUUGCAACCCAGAUAGGACUUUAAAUAUGAAUCAUUACCAAAAGGAGUGUGCAGUAUCUUUAACAGAAGAUUUAACUGAUUUUUUUUUUUUACGUUUUUGUUACACUGGAAUCAUUUGACGUCACUGGAAUCCUACCUAACCUAAUUUUUUAAAGGAAUAAAUUACUCAAGCAAAACUAACACCAUUACCAUAAGUGUUUAAAAUUCUUGACUCUUUUAUACCGUAUGAAUUUAUUUAGGUUUUUUGUUUCUUUUUCUCUGAUGCUUACUCUCUAGUUUCCUUUCUCAGGUAGUAUCCAAUCUGUUUUGCUUGUGUAUUGUUCUUUCAUGAUAUACACUUUUUGAUUUACCAAAAAAUUGCUGUGGCCUCUCCAAUAGACACAUGCGUUAGUUUUCAGAUAUAUUUAAAACAAAAAAACAAUAAUUUUUGCAUUGUUCCAUGAUAAACGCCUCUAAGAAAGAACAAAUGCAUGCAAGGAACAAAAUGUAUUGAUUUGUUUGUGAAGUUAAAACUAUCACUGUAAAGGCUGAAAAGGCAUCUUAAGUUCAAAUUUACACUAUUUAAUAACAAUUUUAGCAAUGUCCCUCUCAGUUGAUUGAUUUUGGUGUCAGCCAAUAAGUUUGUAAGCCAGUCCUGAUUUCAUUUUGUGCUGCUGCUGGCUUGUAUCAUUACAGCGCUAGCUACUACUUAUAGUAGUUUAAAGGAACAUUAAACACAUUGAGAUUGUAAUAGGAAAUAAAUAACUUUCCAAUA
Messenger RNA from Bombina bombina (fire-bellied toad), 2023 nucleotides. RefSeq names its product spermatogenesis associated 2 like (gene SPATA2L). The record is from RefSeq and is a predicted model, not a curated record. Bases 49 to 1293 code for a protein of 414 amino acids. The transcript is spliced from 2 exons. Gene Ontology annotation, cellular component: cytoplasm. NCBI's taxonomy places the organism in Eukaryota, Metazoa, Chordata, Amphibia, Anura, Bombinatoridae.